CGCGACCAGGAAUUACAGGAGAGGAGAGGGAACAGACAGAAAACAACCGAAUGCUUAUUUUACCAAGUGAAAAUGAAGGUUUCUGAAAACAACAAUUGAUUAAGGCGAGUUUUUGCGAGGUGGAGGAAAUAGGGAGUCUGACUUUCUCUCCCCAUCUCUCUUUCUAUCUCUCUCGAUGAGCGUCUGCAUGACCUAUACCGUUAUCUUGAUUUGGAUCUCUGCCUCUAAUGAGGUUACCGUUAAUAGGCUAGUCAGUGUAUGGAUCAGUUAUGCGACAUGUCCUAUUUAACAUUUCAGUAGAUGAGUUAUAAAAACGGAUUAAAUGCGCAUAUCUCUUAGCCUAUUGUCGUGUGCGUCUUCAACAAGAGCAACUGUUUACUAGGAAAGAGAGGGAGGAGGGUUAGCGUAGGCUUGUUAUGUACGGUAUUCUCCCUAAAGCAACAGUAGUCUGCACUGCAGUGCUGUUUUAUAAUGCAGAGCGAGAGAGAAGGAAUCGGGGAAUACAGGCUAUAUUUAGCUUUCCAUAUUCAGACUCAGAGUGCCCUCAAUAAAAACAGAGACCGAUAGAAAGCACUGUUUCUAUCUCCCUCUCUCUCCGUGGAUGUUGUAUUAUUCAACAGUAGACAGAGGAUGUCUCACUCAGUCAGAGUGAGAGCGGAAUAGAGAGGUUAGGGAGGAGUGGAAGUGUCCUGUGAUGUGCGUAGUGGUGAGUCAGCAUAGAUGGAAAGGGACAGUUUAUAGACAGCUUAGCUUGGCUGAUGGAGAGAGGAGAGAGUGGUGUCAGAUGUCUCCUGGUGUGUGUGUAUGCGAGCGCCUGGGUGUGUUUGUGGAUGGGUGUGUGUGUGUGUGUAUUGAUUAGGCAGAAGGUCGUGAGGUUGUUGAGGGGAGAUCAACACUGGGCAGACUUGCAGCAGAGUGACCUUAGACUUACCACUGCUUUAACACAUACACACACGGCUGAAAAACCAGGACAAAACCCAUAGAGUAUUGAGAGAGGGAAGGAGGGUGAGGGGAGAUUGGAGGACGAGUGUGGGGUGAGCAGCAGCCAAGGUAGAGAACUCUAUGUACCAGCGUCUGUCCUACAAGAUAGAAGAAGAGGGGGAGGCGAAGAGAGGAAGGAGAGAGUAACGAAGGAGAGAGGGGGAGAACAGAUGAUGACGGAGGAGGGGACAGAGUGGUUGGUAGAUCUGUUAACAGACGUUCAGCUGCAGCAGUACUUCCUGCGUAUCCGUGACGAGCUGAACGUGACGCGCCUGUCACACUUCGACUACGUUAAGAAUGAAGACCUGGAGAAGAUCGGCAUGGGAAGGCCAGGACAGAGGAGGCUUUGGGAGGCAGUCAAGAGGAGGAGAGCUCUCUAUAAACGCAAGUCCUGGAUGAGCAAGGUACAGCACACACAGGUGUUUCCAGGGAAAAGACCCGACUCUGACUCCGACCCCCAGCAGCCCCGGGGGGCGUCGCCCACCUUGACUACUCCAGGGUUAACCCCGUCCAGCGAUGGGCCGUCGUCGGGGGCAGCCCUGACCUGUCUGAUCCGGGAGGCGGAGCUUCAGCUGUGUGAACGACUCGGAGACGGAACCUUCGGAGUCGUGAGGAGAGGAGAGUGGACCGGACCGACUGGACAAGUGCUGUCAGUAGCAGUGAAGUGUCUGAAGACAGACAGUGUGUUAGACACUGAGGGCUUGGAUGAUUUCAUCAGAGAGGUGAACGCCAUGCACUCCCUCAACCACCAGAACCUCAUACGACUCUACGGAGUGGUGCUGACUCACCCCAUGAAGAUGGUGACAGAGCUGGCUCCUCUUGGUUCUCUGUUGGAUCGUCUGAGGAAGCGACAGGGACACAUCCUCAUCUCCUCUCUGUGUGGCUACGCUGUACAGGUGGCGUGUGGCAUGGCAUAUCUAGAACAGAGGCGGUUCCUCCACAGAGACCUGGCUGCAAGGAACGUCCUGCUGUCGACCAAUGAGACGGUGAAGAUCGGUGACUUUGGCCUGAUGAGGGCGCUGCCAUCACACCAGGAUACAUACGUUAUGGAAGAGAGUCACAAGGUGCCCUUCGCUUGGUGCGCUCCAGAGUCGUUGAGGAGCAGGAGUUUCUCUCAUGCUUCAGACACCUGGAUGUUUGGAGUCACUCUGUGGGAGAUGUUUACACACGGACAGGAGCCAUGGCUAGGACUUAAUGGCAGCCAGAUCCUCCAUAAGGUGGAUGUGGAGGGGGAGAGGCUGGUGAAGCCAGAUGACUGUCCCCAGGAUGUUUACAACGUGAUGCUGCAGACCUGGAGCCCUCAGCCUGAUGACAGACCAACAUUCACGGCCCUCAGAGACUUUCUUCUGGAAACCAUGCCUACAGACAUGAGAGCGCUGCAGGACUUUGAGGAACCGGACAAACUUCAGAUCACCAUGAAUGACAUCAUCACCAUCAUUGAGGGCAGAGCAGAGCUCUAUUGGUGGAGAGGUCAGAACAGGAGGACAUUGCGUGUGGGACAAUUUCCUCGCCACGUGGUCACGGCGGUCAGCGGCCUGUCUGCCCAAGACAUCAGCAGACCACUCACACACUCCUUCAUUCACACUGGACACGGAGACACUGACCCACAUAGGAGCUGGGGGCACGCUGACCGCAUAGACAGCUUGUACUUGGGAAACCCCAUGGACCCCCCUGAUGUUAUGGGAAUGGAUCCUUCCACUGCCCGGCCCACCAAACUACCCAACCGCACCAAGAAGCAGCCUCCUCCUCGUCCUCCCCAGCCUGCUGUCUUGAUCAAGAAGCCAUUCUAUGACUCUGUGUUAGAUGAUGAUAAUGAAUAUGAAGGUGCUUCAUCGGGGUUGAAGAGGCUGGGCCUCCAACUCCGCCCGUGGGAGGGGCCAGGUGUAAGGUCAGCCAAAAGCGAGGUCUCGCUCAUCGACUUCACCGAUGACAGCUUUAGCUCGGCCACGCCCUCCCCUCUCACUGAGACAUGCCUACCUGACCAGGACACACUCAAGGACCUUCCUUCCAUCCUGGACUGGCCCCUCCCUCUUCCUGCCUAUGACGAGGUUGCAACAGAGGCUGAGGGCCAAUUGGUAGACCAGGAGGUUCGAUCCAUCACUGGAUUGUCUGAGGGGAUUUUGGCAGAGGGGAGGGGCUUAACACAGUCAGCUGAUCUGUUCAAGGAGCUGCAGAGAGAGGUGAUGGUGAAACUGCGUGUUCCCAUGACAGCCGGCCGUUCCCUCCCCUCCUCCCCCCUCCCCCUCUCCCUGGCCCCGCCGGCCCCUCACAGACAGAUCUACCUUCCUCCCCCCUCCUCCUCUUCUUCCUAUGAGGACAGACCCAUGCUACCUCCACGCUCCCCCAUCCCACCCCUCCGCUCCUCCAAACACGUUUCCCUAGGUGAGAGGGAAGACACGCCCCCUCAGAUCCCUCCCAGAGACCACGCCUUCUCUCAGCCCUCCCCUCCCUCCUCCUCCCCCCUUUGUCUCCCCCCCCCUCCCCUCUCUGUCUCCCCUCGUCAGAGGACAGGGCUGUAUGGUGUUGUUGGUCCUCUCGGCUCUCUAGUCUCCUCCCCCUCUUCCUCUCCUCCCUCCUCCUCCCUCUAUUCCUCCAGGCUCACUGCUACCCCUCCCCCCAGCGCCUCAUUGGAUCCCCUCUCUGAGGGGCGUGGCCUGUCAAUGCUUAUUGACAGCUCUCUGAGUUCUGAACGCCCCGCCUACCUGGAGAGAUAUGGAGCCGCCAAAAUGGCCACCGUCCGACCCAUGAUGCAACAGCAACCUGGCGGGGGUGGGGCCAGGCCUAACACCUCUUUCAACAACAACAACCACAGGACUCAGCAUUUAACUACAGCUCCCAGCAGUCAACGGGAGAACAGCCUCAUUCAGGUGCAGGUGGCAGUGCAUGGUGUGACAGCAGAGGAGUGUGAAGUGGCUCUGGAGACUCACAGCUGGAACAUCCCUCAGGCAAUAUGCCAACUAAAGGUAGAACAGUUGUUCCGCCUGGGUCUGCAUUCUAGAUCAGAGUGCCAGGAGGUUCUAGAGCGUUGCCAGUGGAACCUAGAACAGGCAAGCACCCUGCUCCUGGACUCUUAUGGGAAAGUAGGCUGAGACAGACUCCAGGACUACUGACCUUUAACCCUACAGACCUAAAGCUACAGACCAGAAACUACAGACAUGUCCCUAUAAUUACAGACCUUUAACCAUAGACCUAAAGCUACAGACCAGCCCAGCUGUAUACUAGAGAACUCUGACAGGCAGGUGAAGCCAGUAACGUUAGCUGACUGUGGGCCAGACAUAGAAAUAGAGGUAAUAGAACAGAAGGGAAACAAUAGACAAGCACAGAACUGCAUGCUCAGUAGUUAAGUUAUUAUAUUGUCAUGUUAUAUAGUUAUUUAUUUAGAUAUAUCAUUGUUAGUAUUACAUAGUCGCUCACAGGGUCAAAAAUAUGAGGUAUGAAUAUUUAUUGUUUGGAUAUCUAAGGAUUAUUUAUGUUGCUGUCAUUUCAGCUCUCAGUGUGUGUGUGUGUGUGUGUGUGUGUGUGUGUGUGUGUGUGUGUGGGUAUUUCUGGCAGGUCAUUUGGGGGGCAUGAAUUUGUCACCAGCCGGAGACACACUCAGUCAGAGAUAAAUAUAGCAGUGCAAAUCACACAAGCACACACGCAGACAUGCUCAGACACAAGGACAGGAUAGAUUUGUAUCACUCACUCUUCCACUCACUCUCCACUUGGACUCUCCAGCAAUUCCCUGCUUCCCGCUGUCUCCGAGAUCAAGGGUCAGAGGUCAGGUCACCGUGGUAACAGUAAACUGGCUGAUGCUGGCCUGUGUGCUGGCAGGGGGGCAGGGGUCAAACGUUGGAGGUCAGGAGGGGAGUGGCCGUUGGAUGGGAGGUGUGUGUAAAUACCUGCUGUAAUUGCUCCUGCUUUUACAGUUGAUGUUCUGCUAUGAUCAGGGAUAUAAAACCAUACAUUCUGGUGUAUCUGUAGCAUGACUUCAACACUGAGUCCAUAUGUAGUGUCCUGCACGGAUAUAACGUGUCAAUGUAAAGUAUGAUAAUAAUGUUGUGUUGUAGAUAAUGUACUAUUGUGAUGUUAAUAAUACAUGGAAUACAAGUAUAUAUGUGUUGAUAAGGACCGUAUACAGUAUAGUGUUUAAUGGUGUGUGACAAACAGAAGAUGUUAAGAUGAAAAUAAUGCUCUGUCUGUGUGUGUGUGUGUGUGUGUGUGUGUGUGUGUGUGUGUGUGUGUGUGUGUGUGUGUGUGUGUGUGUGUGUGUGUGUGUGUGUGUGCGUGCGUGCGUGCGUGCGUGCGUGCGAAUAGUGAUUAGAAUUAUACGCAAUCAUACACCAUAUUAGAGACAUAUCUACAGGGAGGUACAGAUACUGCAAGGUGUGUGUGUGUGUGUGUGUGUGUGUGUGUGUGUGUGUGUGUGUGUGUGUGUGUGUGUGUGUGUGUGUGUGUGUGUGUGUGUGUGUGUGUGUGUGUGUGUGUGUGUGUGUGUGUGAGAGAGAGAGAGAGUUUAUGCGUGUGUGUUUGCUCUUGCUAGUAGUGCUAUAAACUGAUGGUAGUAAUAUCAUUCUGCAGGACAACAGAUCUGUAAUACAACAUGUCUGAUAUUUUAUAAUAAACUGAUUUUUGGAUCAA
Messenger RNA from Coregonus clupeaformis (lake whitefish), 5601 nucleotides. RefSeq names its product activated CDC42 kinase 1-like. Lineage: Eukaryota; Metazoa; Chordata; Actinopteri; Salmoniformes; Salmonidae. Gene Ontology annotation, biological process: protein phosphorylation. The coding region runs from base 1152 to 4070 and encodes 972 amino acids. The transcript has 19 exons. The record is from RefSeq and is a predicted model, not a curated record. Gene Ontology annotation, molecular function: protein binding; ATP binding; protein tyrosine kinase activity.